UGAAAUUACUUCCAGAAGCAGAGGAGACGUCAAUGAGAGCCACAGAUCAAGCAGUUGGAACAGAGCUCUUUGGCAGUGGACGAGCACUUGAACUCACAGUUGGAGUUCUUGUAAAGUUCACAGUUGGUGUCAGAGCUGGUUCCUGUAGAAAGGCAUUCAGCAGUUUCCUUCAAAGUCCUUCCCACUGUGCUGAAUCUGCUCACUCAGUUCGACCUCCCAAUUGCUGCAGGGACCUGCCCACUCUGGGAAUUUCUCCUUUCCUGGACCCUGCCCACAGCCAGAACCACACAAGCUGCUGCAGGAACUCAACAGACCAGGCAGGGCCCACAGAGAGAAAUGUUUCAGGUGCAUUGUGGGCAAAGAAGUAUGUAAGUGGAGUUGUGGGAAGAGUGAUCACAAUCGAUUGUUACUAUGAUGCAAAGUACCGCUCACACACAAAGUACUGGUGCCAUGGAUGGACUCAUCAAUGUUCAGUUUUAGUGGAAACAAAUGGGCAACACGGACAGAGUGGACGAGUGUCAAUCACAAAUAACCUGAAACAGAGAAUAUUUACUGUUACUGUGGAGGAUCUUCGCUCUGGAGAUACAGGGUGGUACAGCUGUGGAGUUACAACACCAGAACCCGUGUCUGUUCCUGUGCUUCAAGUUCUGUCGUCACUAAAUGACUCGUGUGUCGGGGGUUCCGUGUCAGUUGUCUGUAAGUCUGUUCAAGGAUCCUUUCCCAUUCAGUACACAUGGUAUGAAAAGACCUCAUCUGUGAAUUCAAAGAUCUCUGACACCAGUAAACUGGAUCUACGUUGUCAAUCCUUCAAACACCAGCACCAUCAAUAUUACUGCACAGCCUCGAAUACUCGUGGAGUGAAAUCCAGUGAAAUGAUCAAUGUGGCAGUGUUCAACAGCACUUGGAACUGCAGUUAUCAGCUGCAAUUCAGUCACACCGAAACUAGAUAUUCCUGUGAAAAUAAUUCUGACCACUCUGAAAUCACAGAAGAUUCCAAAGGCAAUCAAUCCACUUCCCCUGAAAGAUUAACGAAAGUAAUUCUGCUCAGCAUCACUGGCAUUGUUCUCACGAUGAUCUUCACUGGCCUGCUUUUGUAUCUAAAGUGUAAAAACAGGGACUCGAAGUACAGCACAUCUCAGACAAGAGGCAGCAAUGAAACUCAGCAAUCGGCAUCUUUGGAAGGGAGCACCAUUAGCACAAAUCUGCAGCAACGUCAGAGCAAACAGGCAGCUGCCUUGCAGGUGAACAAUGAUAGUUGGAUCAUGUAUGCAGAAGUGGGAUUUCAACAGAAAUCAACAGCAAGGCACCCGGUAACCAAUAAGAAUACUAUCUACACUAAUGUUGAUUUUCAAAACAACUCCCCAUUGAAUAGUGGGAAAGCUCCCUCUCCAGGCACUCUGCAGGACCCUAAGCAGACAAUUUAUGCCUCAGUUGUUCCUUAGGAAAUCUCAUUUCCUGGACCUGUGCUGUUUAUUACUGUAUCUUUGCUCUAUUGUUGUGAUGAUAGGACCAUAAUACAUAGGAGCAGAAUUAGGCUAUCCGGCCCAUUGAGUCUGCUCUGACAUUCCAUCUUGCUGAUUUAUUUUCCCUCUUAAUCCCAUUCACCUGCCUUUCUUUUUUCUCAUAACCAUCAAGAACCUAUUAAACUCCACUUUAAAUAAACCCAAUGACAUGGCUUCCACAGCCCUCUGUGGCAAUGAAUUUCUCAGAUUCAACACCCUCUAUUCAAAAAGGAUAACAUUCUAUUCUGAGUCUGUGACUUCCGGUCCCAGACUGCCCUGCUAUUGGAAGCAUCCUCUCCCCAUGUACUCUGUCUAAGCUUUUCACUAUUGCCCCUCAUUCUUCUAAACUCCGGCAACUGCAGUCCCAGAGCCAUCAUAUGCUUCUCAUACAUUAAUGCUUUCAUAAGAACAUAAGAGAGAUAGGAGCAGGAGUAGGCCAAUCGGCCCCUCAAACCUGCUCUGUCAUUCAACAAGAUCAUGGCUGAUCCAAUCUUAACUCUAGUUUUCACCGAAUCCCACAAGGCAACAGGGCACCAUGCUGCCCAUUUUAUUUUAUUAUUCAUCCCGCCCAAACCCAUGUGAUCACUCGGGGGGAAAAAAACGAUUUGCCAAUUGAGGAGAAAAAAUCUGGAAAAUUCCUCUCCAACCCAUCCAGGCUAUCGAAAACUGGUCCAGGAGAUCACAUGGCUGGUCUAAACCUAGCCUCAUGUCCACUUACCUGCUCGCUCACUGUAUCCCCUAAUGCCAUUUUUAUCCAGGAAAAUGUCUAUCUCCGUUUUGAAUUUAUUGAGUGUAGUAGCUUCCACAGCUCUCUGGGGCAGUAAAUUCCACAGCCCCACUACCCUCUGAGUGAAGAAAUUUCUCCUCAUCCUGGAAUGGCAUCCCCUUAUUUUAAGAUUAUGCCCCCUAGUCCUAGUUUCACCCAUCAUUGGGAACAUUCUCCCUGCAUCCACCCGUUAAAGCCCCUUCACAAUCCUAUAUGUUUCAAUAAGAUCGCCUCUCAUUCUUCGGAACUCCAAUGAGUAGAGUCCCAAUCUACUCAACCUCUCAUCAUACAUCAACCCACCCAUCCCUGGAAUUAACCUAGUGAACCUUCUCUGCACUGCCUCGAGAGCCAGUAUGUCCUUUCUUAAAUAUGGACACCAGAACUGCACACAGUACUCCAGGUGUGGUCUCACCAAUACCCGGUACAACUGCAGUAAGACCUCCCUGUUCUUAUACUCCAUCCCCCUAGCAAUAAAAGCCAGCAUUCCAUUGGCCUUCUUGACCACCACAAUUCCAGUAUCACUCUCAUAAACCUCUCUGGACUCUCUGUAAUAUCAACACAUCCUUUCUUAGAUAAGAGGCCCUAAGCCACUCACAAUACUUUCUCAAUCUGCAAGUUAAUCUUCAGGUUAAUUACGUUCCUCUGGCAGAAUCCAUGCACAUAGUUGCUUUGUCAAACUUUUGAACUAAUUCCAUCCAAUUCCAUUCACUUCCUUUCUUCCCAGUAUUGGGAAAUGUAAUCGGUUGCCAUUGAAUUUCUGAUUCUAGGUCCUCUAUGCAAAUGGCAGUAGUUUUGAUUACUGUAUUGAGUGCUGGAGUAGUCAGCCUUGCACCCUAUCCCAACAUACAUAACUCCUCUCCUGGGUCAAUCUGACCUCAGCACAGCUUUCUCAUCUCCACUCCCAUAAGCUGCCAGUACAAAUCCCACUACAGCAUUUGAGCACAUAAUCCAUAUGGAUAGUUCGAUGUCAGAGAUUGUGUCACCCUCAAAUCAUCCAGGACAGGAAGUAAAGUUCCACGUGCAUCUCUGGUGAUACAGAAAGAGGGAAAAGAAAUUGGUCAGCUACCAAAUUUGCAGAGAAUAAGAUCGAUAACUACUGUUCUUGCCUGUGAUGCUACAUCUCACAAAUAAGUUAAAAAUAAAACAUUUUGGGAUGCUGCUCACCCACCAUGGAGAAUGAAACAAAGAGGGAGAUUUCAAAAAUAUUGAAUGUUUUACUUAACCUUACUUAGAGACACAGUUAUCUAUUAGCCCUUCCAGCCCAGCAAACCUGCACUGCCCAAUUACACCCAUAUGAACAAUUAAUUUACUAAUCUCCACAUUUUUGGAAUUUGGAAUGAAGUCGGAGCACCUGUAGGAAAAUCGCACAUUUACAGGGAGAGCGUACAAACUCCUAACAGAGAGUAGUGGGAUUUAAACCCCAGUCUUACACAUGGUGCUGUAAAGCAAAAUCGAUCUCAUUACUGCGAUUAUCAUUCUAUUGAAUCAUCUGUAGAUACAUUUGUUCUUCAGAGCGCAAACGUAUGAAAAACUUUUGAGUUUGGCAGACCUCAUGUGUGUUCUCUGGAUUUUUAACAUCUGCAGAAUCUCAUGUGUUUAUCACUAAUAAGUUCACCCUUCCUGCAAACUGCCCUACAAUAUUUGAACAGAAGUUUAAGCACUCCUCUGUUCUCAAGGAUGUUUGCGAAGAAAAAGCAUUUCAGGAUGAAUGUUGUAUACAUUUCUCUGACAUUAAACUGGACCUUUGACCUGGUAUCAUUACCCCUUUUGCUGUCUGUGAAGUACUUUGAACCACCCUGGGAAAGGGAAAGGCUCCACUUCAAGCCAAGUUCCUUCUGACCAUUAACAAGCUCAGGUCAUGAACUGACAAUGGAGAGGAUUCAGAGAAGGUUCACGAGUAUGGUCCUGGGAUUGACAGGGCUAAUGUAUGAGGAGUUGUUGAUGACUCUAGGCCUGUACUCACUGGAGUUUAGAAGAAUGAGUGGGGGAUCUCAUUGUAACCUAUCGAAUAUUGAAAGGCCUUGAUAGAGUGACGUGGGGAGCACCUAGAGACGUCUAAGACCAGCGGGCACAGCCUCAGAGUACAAGGAUGUCCCUUUACAGCAAAGAUGAGGAGGAAUUUCUUUAGCCAGAGAGUGGUAAACAUGUGGAAUCUGUUGCCACAGAGAGCUGUGGAGGCCAUAUCAUUAAGCAUAUUUAAGUGGAGGUUGAUAGGUUUUUGAUUAAUAAGAAUGUCAAAGGUUACGGGGAGAAGUCAGGAGAAUGGAGUUGAAAGGAAUAAUAAACCAGCCAUGAUAGAAUGGUGGAACAGACUUGAUGGGCUGAAUGGCCUAAUUCUGCUCUUAUGGCAACACUGAUCCAGCUUCAUCAAUGUGACAACAGCAGCAGGGAAUAACACAAUCUUCACUCUGUAGAAAUUCAAGAUUCCCAAGUCCUUUAUUAUUGUUGAGAUACCAUGCAAAAUAGGCCCUGCCAGUCCUUUGAGUCGCAAUGCCCGUCAAACCAUGAUUUAACCUUGGCUUAAUCAUGGGACAAUUGGGAGGAAACCAGAGUACCUAGAGAAAAGCGACAUGUUCUACCGGAAGGACAUAUAAACACCAUAAAUAGGACACUGGAGUUGAACUCUGAACUCUGUAGCCCCAAGUUACAAUAGCAUUACACUAACUGCUAUGCUAUGGUGGCGUCCGCUUCUGACCCAGAGGUUCUGGGAUCAGUACUUCCAUCUAGACUCACCUCAUUUGUCAGUGUUGGUGAUUACUGAACAUAAUGCAAACUUCCUGAACAACAGUCCCGUCAGCCUGUCCAUGGAGACGGAAAGAUCCCACGUUGUUCAAAGAAAACCAGAGUUCUCUUAGCGUCUUUACUAUGUGUUUAUCUUAGUGUGAUCUUGCAAUACAAUAGUAACAAGUCAAGUUUUUAUGUGAAGAACAACCCUCUAGUUGUUCUUCUCCCUUUCCCACUAUAUGAAGAAAGUUAUUGAACACUGAUUUACAUCCUGAUAAGGAUAAAGUGCCCUAAUAUUUCCAACUUCAUCAUUGAAAAGUGUAGGAGACUGAAGGGAGAUUCGAUAGAAGUAUACAAAAUUAUAAAGCAUAUACACAGGGUAAAUGCUAGCAGGCUUUUUUUUCACUAAGGUUGGGUGAGAAUUGAACUAGAGGUGAUGGGUUAAGGGUAAAAAGGUGAAAUGCUUAAUGUGGAACACGAGUGGGAUCUUCUUCACUCAGAGGGUGCUAAGUGUGGAAUGAGCUGUGGUUCGAGUUCAGCAUUUAAGAGAAAUUUGGAUAGGUACGUAUACGUGAGGGGUAUGAAGGGCUAUGAUCCAGUACAGCUGGAUGGGACAAAGCAGAUUAAUGGCUCGUGUCUGUGCCUCAGUGUUCUAUGGGCCCCAAGUUGGGAGCCCCUGCUGUAAUGUAAUUUAAUUAGCUGGCACGUAGCGUCGAGGUUAGAGCAUCACUCUACAGCAUCAGCAGUCAACCACUGGUGUUCAAUUCUGACUGCUGUCCGUAAGGAGUCUGACUGAGUGAGAUUCCCUCCGAGUACCCUGGGUUCCUCCCACCUUCCAAAUACGUACAGGGUAGGAAGGGUUAUGAAGUUGUGGGCCUGUUACAUUGGUGCUGGAAGGAUGGCAGCACUUGUGGGCUGCCCCCAGUACAUCAUUUGACUGGUUAAAUACAUGGAUGGAAAUUACAAUGGACAUUUACAAAAUGGAGAAGAUAACAGCAUCUGUUAAUCAUAAGCUGGAACAAUUUGAUUCAUACUGGGAAAAAUGGUUUAUCUACAUAAUGCCUCAUAGGCCUGAUUUUAUUCUCACAAAUCAAUGAAUCUGUUGUAAAAAAAAAAGAUCACACCCGACUUGUACAUAAUUCUUUCCUUUUGCUUGUUUUUUUCUUUCCACUCUUUUUUAUAACUGUAUACCUCAGAUAAAUACUUUGUGGGGAUUUGUGAUAUAUAUGAUUAUAUGAUAUAUAUGUACAGUGUCUGAAAUACAUCUUAUGGAAAUGUUUGUUUGAUGAACAAUAAAAAAAAUUACAAAAAAAAAGAGAAGUCAGGAGAAUGCACUUGAGAGGGAUAAUAAAUCAGCCAUGAUGGAAUGAUGGAGCAAUCUUGAUGGGCAAAAUAGCCUAAUUCUGCUCCUAUGUCUUAUGUUCUUAUUACUCUGUGCUUUUUGUGCAGUUCAGAUUCUCACGUUGGCAAACAGCCCUCUUUGUUUAAUAGUUUCAAUGAUCACUGGGUUUCUAAUGCAUGUCAACCCUGGGUAAAGCAACAUCCCCUUCAAGAUUCAUGCCUUGUUGAUCACUGCAAGCUGCAACAACCUAAUUUUAUUCAUUGCAAAAUAUUUCUUUUUUCAUUAUGCCAGUGAGAGCCCAAAAUACAGUGUCAUGUAUCCCAAUGUACGCCUACAAUGACAGUAUAUGUCUACUGGGACUGAACCCAAAUCAUUAAACCUUUACACACAAACCAAUCUCACCCCGCUCCUAUUCCAAACCCUACCCAUACUGUCUCAACCAUUCACCCUUCUGUGAUGGAAGAUUACAGUGCAACAAUAUAAAAUGGCAGGAACUUUUGAAAGUCAAUGG
Molecule: messenger RNA, 6845 nt
Organism: Hypanus sabinus (Atlantic stingray)
Lineage: Eukaryota; Metazoa; Chordata; Chondrichthyes; Myliobatiformes; Dasyatidae
Product: cell surface A33 antigen-like
Exons: 7
Coding region: 33-1442 (469 amino acids)
Source: RefSeq, a predicted model, not a curated record